GCGUACCGAAUGCUAACAUACUUCAUGCGUGCUACGUUCAGAGGCGUUUAUAAAGAACACGUAUUUACUGAAUGGCAAAUGGAAACAGUAAUUCAGUUCAGUUCAAAGCUGUACUCAUUUUAUAGACGGCAAUAGGAUCAUACAGUUGUACUCUCUGUAUACUAUGUUUAAGAGGAUGGCUGAAUUUGGACCAGAUUCGGGGGGAAGGAUGAAGGGGGUGACUAUCGUGAAACCGAUCGUGUUCGGAAACGUUGCACGAUAUUUUGGCAAAAAAAGAGAAGAAGAUGGUCACACUCAUCAAUGGACUGUUUACGUCAAACCAUACAGAAAUGAGGACAUGUCCGCUUAUGUCAAAAAAAUACAAUUUAAACUGCACGAAAGUUAUGGGAACCCUUUAAGAGUGGUUACGAAGCCACCAUAUGAGAUUACAGAGACUGGCUGGGGAGAGUUUGAGAUCAUUAUAAAGAUAUUUUUCACUGAUCCAAAUGAAAGACCAGUCACUCUGUAUCAUCUUCUGAAGCUUUUCCAGUCAGACUCCAGUGCCAUGCCAAAGAAGACCGUUGUAUCCGAGUUCUAUGAUGAGAUGAUAUUUCAAGACCCUACAGCCAUGAUGCAACAGCUUCUAAACACCACCAGACAGCUGACGCUAGGGGCUUACAAACACGAGACGGAGUUUGCAGAGCUGGAAAUACGAACACGAGAAAAACUGGAUGCGGCAAAGAAAAAUACGAGCCAGGAGAUCACAGAGCUUAAGGAACGGUUGAAAGCCUCCAGAGAAAACAUUAACUUCCUCAAAGGAGAGAUACGCAGACUGGAGGAGGAUGACCACCUGAAAGAACAUUAAGAAUUUUUACAACAUCGGAUAACAUCUGUCCUACAGUGCAUGUAGACAUUGAACAUUAAACACCCUUCAGACCUUUGUGUUCUGUUAUGCUUUGUAAAGUUAAAAAAAAAUAAAGAAUAAUACAUAAAGUUGUGAA
Messenger RNA from Triplophysa dalaica, 980 nucleotides. RefSeq names its product YEATS domain containing 4 (gene yeats4). Gene Ontology annotation, biological process: regulation of DNA-templated transcription. Bases 164 to 844 code for a protein of 226 amino acids. The transcript has 7 exons. NCBI's taxonomy places the organism in Eukaryota, Metazoa, Chordata, Actinopteri, Cypriniformes, Nemacheilidae. The record is from RefSeq and is a predicted model, not a curated record.